Molecule: messenger RNA, 1581 nt
Organism: Arachis ipaensis
Lineage: Eukaryota; Viridiplantae; Streptophyta; Magnoliopsida; Fabales; Fabaceae
Source: RefSeq, a predicted model, not a curated record
AUGAUGGCUCUUCGCAAAGAAGUGGCUACCACUACCAUUGGAGAAAUAUACCAACUGGCUCUAGCCGCUCUUGACAAACUGUGUGAACAACAACAGAUGUUCAAACAGCUCAGCAAAAAUUCAAGCAAACUCAAAGGAGCAUGGAAUAAAUCUUAUUUGAAGAUCAAAUGCAAAGAGCCAAGCACGUGUGAAUGCAAGCCAAAGAAAAAGACCCAUUGGCAAUCACCAACCAAAGCAUUUCAUCAAAAGGCAUUUAGAUGGGGAAGAAGGAAGCAAAAAUACCGUUAUUUCAAGAGAAGGAAGCCCCAAACAAAGUCAAGCAGAUGUUUCAUCUGUGGAAAACAAGGACAUUUUGCUAAUUCAUGUCCCCACAAGACAAAAAAGGAGAUAAAAAUGCUUCAGUCCUUAAUGGAUGCAGCUUCCAUUGGAGAUAAAGAAGAUCUUGAAUCAGUACUUGAAGAACAAGAAGUUAAAGAUGGAGAAAUUGAAUAUGUUUUCCAAGAUUCUGAUUCAGAAGAAGACCUCCCACCAAAGAGAUCAAUUUUUUCUAUAUCCUCCUUUGCACCACCUAUAGCCUCCAUUACUUCAAAAAUUCCUAAAGGAUCAAAUUUUUCAGAAGAAGAACUUGGAUACCUUGGAUCCUUAGGAAUGAAACAGAUUGAUGGUACUCCUCGUCCUCAUUUUGAUUUGAAGGUCAAGACAUCCGUCUAUGACCAACCAACAAAGGCUGUUGCAAUAAUGCAUUAUGGAUCUUGCGCCAAUGUCCUAAGACCACAUGUUCUGCCAAAAGAAAUGUGGGCACCUUUUUCUAAAAGGUUCACAGCAGCUAACAGUGAAAUCUUCACCAUCAACCUUAUUUCCAAAAAACCUAUUGGUUUGGAAAUUUUUGCAAGCCAGACCACUUGGCUCAGGGUGCUGGGAAGCUAUCUCCCGGAUAAAGAUGUUCUAUUUGGCUUUGAUGCAUUCUUCCAAACUCAUGGAUUGCAUAUCAAACCCACUGGCCUAACUUACAAAGGGCAGUUUUUGCCUUUUGCGGGGAUGCAAAGCAUUUUUGAAAUUCAAGAAGCUCCAGAAGAAUAUAGAGAGAUCCAACAACUACUUCUUAGUACCUGUUGUGACAGUCAUGACCUAUUCAAUCACCCUGCACCUUUGUGGAAGAAUCCAGAAUUCUAUGUUCGCCUCCCCUUCAAAAAGAAUGAAGACAUCAACCCAACAAAGGCCAUGCAUUCAGGAAUGAACAAUGAAAAUUUAAAGUUGGCAAGAGCUGAAUGCGCAACCCUUCUUAUUCAAGGACUCAUUGAACCGACCAAUUCUAAUUGGGCAUGUCAAGCAUUCUAUGUUGAAAAAAGGGCUGAGCAAAACAGAAGAAAAAAGAGGCUUGUUAUUGAUUAUAAGCCACUUAAUGUCUUCUUACAAGAUGACAAGUUUCCUUUACCAAAAAUCUCAGUCACUACACAAAGGUUAAAUGGAGCAAAGAUAUUCAGCAAGUUUGAUCUAAAGGCUGGUUUUUGGCAAAUUGGGCUCCACCCUGAGGAUAGAUACAAAACAGCAUUUUGUAUUCCUGAAGCCCAAUAUCAAUAG